AUGCAAGACAACUACAUUCCUAUGUAUAAUCAACAUGGAGUGUAUCGUCAAGGGUGUUCUUUCAAAUAUUUCAAGAGUUGUGGAGCUCCGGAGUUUAAUGGGGAUGGGGGUCCCACGGCUUGUAUAAGGUGGCUUGAGGAGAUUGAAGCGGUGAUUGUUAGGAGCCAUUGUACUUAUGAUGAUCAAGUUACUUAUUCAACCGGCAUGUUUAGAGGUGACGCAUUGAAGUGGUGGAACAAGGAAAUAGGGGCGGGCAAUGCUAUACCUUGGGAUCAAUUCAAGAUCUUGGUGAAGGAAAGGUUUUGUCCACCCUAUGAACUUCAAACUCUAACCUUGGAGUUCGUUCAACUCCAAAUGAAUGGGGCGGAUUAUAAGGGGUACAUUCGGCGAUUCCAAGAGUUGUCAACACUUAUCCCGCACUUGGUGACUCCCGAGGCCCAAGCUAUUCAAAAGUUUGUUAUGGGCCUAACUCCAAAAGUCCGACACUUGGUAAAUAAUAUCAUGCCUACCUCCUUGACGGAAGCCAUAAACCGUGCUGGUAGUGUUACCGAAGAUCUACUUAGAAGUGGUGAAUUGAGCAAACCAUCGUCAUCAAAAAAGAAGGAUGCACCCGAGUCAAGUGGGGUGAUGAAGAUGGGUAGGUUCGACCCCACACGCCCUAACAAAGGAAAAGUGUUUGCGGCAAUUGAACCGGCAAAGAAAGCUUAUGGCCCGAGAGUGGCUCCUACUCAUGCGGUUCCUCUCCAAACCUUUCCUCCUCAAGCUAACAAUCAAAGGGGUCAACGGGGAGCUUGUUAUGAAUGUGGAAGCACCGAUCAUUAUCGUAAUGCUUGUCCUCAAUGGGUGGGACAAAAUGUUCAAGUGGCGGUUCAUCCAAAUCAACUCCAAAUCGCCGGUCCUAACCAAAAUUGUGGCCAACAAGGCCACCAAGUGCAGCCUAGGGGAAGAGCCUUUGCGGUGAAUGCAAAUGAAGCCCGCAAUGAUCCAAAUAUGGUGGCAGGUACAUUUCUUCUUAACGGUCAUUAUGCCACGGUGUUAUAUGAUUCCGGAGCCGAUUUUAGCUUCGUGUCCCAUAGUUUUGUUCCUUUGAUUGAUGUUCAUCCAUGUGCCUUGAACUAUGUGCUUGACAUUGAGAUGGUCAAUGGUGCUUUAACUAGACUUAGUCAAGUACUCCGUGAUUGUAUCUUGACUUUAAACGACGUCGAAUUUUACAAUGAUCUCAUGCCUUUCGAUAUUGGGAGUUUUCACAUCAUUGUGGGUAUGGAUUGGAUGACGGAGGUGAAUGCAGUCAUUGAUUGUGGCGAAAGAGUGGUCAAAAUACCAUUGUCAAACGGUAAUGUUCUUAGAGUCCAAGGUGAAACUUCCGAUUUUUCCAAUUCCAAGGUUUUUAGUACUACCGUCACAAAGGUAGAAUUGGAAAUCGUCCCCAUUGUUCGUGAUUUCCCCGAUGUCUUCCCAGAUGACCUACCGGGCUUACCCCCGUCUCGUGAACUUGACUUUCGCAUUAAUUUGAUCCCCGGAGCCGCAACCGUGGCUAAGCCUCCAUAUAGACUUGCCUUGACGGAAAUGCAAGAGUUAAAAUCUCAACUUGAAGAACUUCAAGAGAAAGGGUUCAUUCGACCUAGUCAAUCGCCUUGGGGAGCUCCAAUCUUAUUUGUAAAGAAGAAAGAUGGGUAUUGA
This is a messenger RNA of Erigeron canadensis, 1680 nucleotides long. RefSeq lists its product as uncharacterized. Gene Ontology annotation, molecular function: nucleic acid binding; zinc ion binding. The transcript is spliced from 2 exons. Bases 1 to 1680 code for a protein of 559 amino acids. NCBI's taxonomy places the organism in Eukaryota, Viridiplantae, Streptophyta, Magnoliopsida, Asterales, Asteraceae. The record is from RefSeq and is a predicted model, not a curated record.